AUGAACGCUGCUCGUUUCCUCCGCCGUCCCGCGACUUUCGCUCUCCGGCCGUCCUUCGUCGUCCCCCAGUCCAGCUUCUCCGCCGCCCCCGCGUCCUUCAUCGCUGCCCGCACCAUGGCCUCCGCCGUCCAGAAGAUCAAGGUCAAGAACCCCGUCGUCGAGCUCGACGGCGACGAGAUGACCCGCAUCAUCUGGCAGACCAUCAAGGACAAGUUCAUCCACCCCUACCUCGACAUCGACCUCAAGUACUACGACCUUGGCCUGCCCUACCGCGACGAGACCAACGACAAGGUUACCCUCGACGCCGCCGAGGCCAUCAAGAAGUACUCGGUCGGUGUCAAGUGCGCUACCAUCACCCCCGAUGAGGCCCGUGUUGAGGAGUUCAAGCUCAAGCAGAUGUGGCUCUCGCCCAACGGUACCAUUCGCAACCACCUCGGCGGCACCGUCUUCCGCGAGCCCAUCGUCAUCCCCCGUAUUCCGCGCCUGGUGCCCGGCUGGAAGAAGCCCAUCAUCAUCGGCCGCCACGCCUUCGGCGACCAGUACCGCGCCAAGGAUGCCGUUCUCCCCGGUCCCGGCACCCUCAAGAUGGUCUACACCCCUGAGGGUGGCGAGCCCCAGGAGAUCGAGGUCUACAAGUUCAAGGAGGGCGGCGGCGUCGCUCAGACCCAGUACAACACGGACGAGUCCAUCACCGGCUUCGCCCAUGCCUCCUUCAAGCUGGCCCUUACCAAGAAGCUGCCCCUGUACAUGAGCACCAAGAACACCAUCCUCAAGAAGUACGAUGGCCGCUUCAAGGACAUCUUCCAGGACCUCUACGAGGCCCAGUACAAGGCCGAGUUCGAGGCCGCCGGCAUCUGGUACGAGCACCGCCUCAUUGACGACAUGGUUGCGCAGAUGAUCAAGAGCUCUGGUGGCUACAUCAUGGCUCUCAAGAACUACGACGGCGACGUCCAGUCCGACAUUGUCGCCCAGGGCUUCGGCUCCCUCGGCCUCAUGACCUCGGUUCUCAUCACCCCCGAUGGCAAGACCUUCGAGUCCGAGGCCGCCCACGGCACCGUCACGCGCCACUUCCGCGAGCACCAGAAGGGCAAGGAGACGUCGACCAACCCCAUCGCCUCCAUCUUCGCCUGGACCCGCGGUCUUAUCCAGCGCGGCAAGCUUGACAACACUCCCGAGGUCGUCGCUUUCGCCGAGUCCCUCGAGAAGGCCUGCAUCGACACCGUCGACGUCGACGGCAUCAUGACCAAGGACCUUGCCCUCGCCUGCGGCAAGUCCGCCCGCGAGGACUACGUCACCACCAACGAGUACCUCAACGCCGUCGAGCGCCGCAUGAAGAAUAUUCUCAAGGAGAAGUUGUAG
This is a messenger RNA of Colletotrichum higginsianum IMI 349063, 1359 nucleotides long. Its product is annotated as Isocitrate dehydrogenase [NADP]. The transcript is spliced from 3 exons. Bases 1 to 1359 code for a protein of 452 amino acids. Gene Ontology annotation, biological process: isocitrate metabolic process. Lineage: Eukaryota; Fungi; Ascomycota; Sordariomycetes; Glomerellales; Glomerellaceae. The record is from RefSeq and is a predicted model, not a curated record. Gene Ontology annotation, cellular component: mitochondrion. Gene Ontology annotation, molecular function: NAD binding; isocitrate dehydrogenase (NADP+) activity; magnesium ion binding.